Messenger RNA from Tarenaya hassleriana, 968 nucleotides. Its product is annotated as RNA-binding protein 8A-B. The record is from RefSeq and is a predicted model, not a curated record. Gene Ontology annotation, molecular function: mRNA binding. The coding region runs from base 82 to 699 and encodes 205 amino acids. The transcript is spliced from 4 exons. Lineage: Eukaryota; Viridiplantae; Streptophyta; Magnoliopsida; Brassicales; Cleomaceae. Gene Ontology annotation, biological process: RNA splicing. Gene Ontology annotation, cellular component: cytoplasm; nucleus; exon-exon junction complex.
UUCUCAUACUCUUUAACAAAAAAAAUAAAAUCCACAGUCGGCCAUUGUCGAGAGAGGAGAGAUUCAUCGGUGUCGACGGUUAUGGCGAACACAGAGCCUGAAGCGGUGGAUUUCGAGCCGGAGGAGGAUGACCUGAUGGAUGAGGACGGUGCCGGUGACGCCGCAGAUGCCUCCCCACGCGCCGGACAUCCGAGGCUGAGAUCUGCCAUCUCCGGCGUCGACGGAGAUUCUGCGCAGAAGAAAACCAAAGGCCGUGGCUUUCGAGAGGGUCCUGACUCCGAUCGCCAACGCCGUCUCUCUUCUCGUGAUUUCGAUUCUCUCGGUUCCGACGGCGGUCCUGGACCGCAACGAUCCAUUGAAGGGUGGAUUAUUCUGGCCACUGGGGUGCACGAGGAGGCACAGGAGGAUGAUUUAUUGAAUGCUUUUGGUGAGUUUGGGGAGAUAAAGAAUCUGCAUCUGAAUCUCGACCGCCGUACCGGGUUUGUCAAGGGCUAUGCGUUGAUAGAAUAUGAGAAGUUUGAAGAAGCACAGAAAGCUAUUUCAGAAAUGAAUGGUGCCGAGCUUCUCACGCAGACGGUCAACGUGGACUGGGCCUUCAGCAAUGGACCCAGUGUUGGAUCGUACAGGAGAAAGAACAUGAGUUCUUCCUUCAGAUCUGGAAGGACACAGCGCUCGAGGAGUCCAAGAAGACGAUACUAAUAAAAUCCCUUUUCACUCUUCUGUACGGUGUAAGUUGUGAUUUUAGUGAAGGGAGUCUUGACUCACUUUUCAUGGCAUGUGGCUGAGUCCGAUGCUUGUUUGUUUGUCUCUCUACACAUUUUGUGUUCAACGGUCUUGGGAUUUGCUCUGUGUGGUUGUUUUUUUUUUUAUAAUCUCUUCGUUUCAUUGUCUCAGAAGUAAUUUUUGUGGGAUUUUUUCUUGAACAUUGUAUUGUAUGAUUUAAAAAAAAAUACGGUAACGUAGCACAA